AUGUGUCACAAAUUUUGGUGGCUGGCGCCAGCCACCGUCAAAGGCCACUUUUCGUUGGGUGACUUCAAAAAACUGGACAUCACCGACCUGAUUCAGACACCGCUGAAAACCUCGUCUCAUUACGUUUUUUUUACCAUGUCUUAUUAUCCAGUCUUCCUCGUUGAGGACUAUGGAGAGCCCCGUAACCAUCACGCACUCUGGGCACAAACGUCCGAUGCCGGCGCAGGUUUUCUUUACCACGUUGUCGGCCCUGUCAACAACGGUGCGAUGCACUACGACCCAAGGCCAACGCACAGCUCCCCCAAAGAACUGAUGACCUUUGUCCGGAUGACACAGAUUGGCUGCAUCUCCAGCCAUGAUUUGCCGCGCAUGGAUGAGAUCUGCCGAAGCAAUCAAGCGCCUAUUAUGCAGAUGCAAGAUGGGCAACUCCUCUAUCCAGGCACCCCAUUACGUCGAUGCCAAGAGUGGACGGCAGAAACUAUUGAACUGCUCAAAGACGCCGGUGUUCUCGUACAGAGAUAG
Molecule: messenger RNA, 522 nt
Organism: Cordyceps militaris CM01
Lineage: Eukaryota; Fungi; Ascomycota; Sordariomycetes; Hypocreales; Cordycipitaceae
Exons: 2
Coding region: 1-522 (173 amino acids)
Source: RefSeq, a predicted model, not a curated record